Messenger RNA from Petromyzon marinus (sea lamprey), 1664 nucleotides. RefSeq names its product SON DNA and RNA binding protein (gene SON). The record is from RefSeq and is a predicted model, not a curated record. NCBI's taxonomy places the organism in Eukaryota, Metazoa, Chordata, Hyperoartia, Petromyzontiformes, Petromyzontidae. Gene Ontology annotation, biological process: regulation of cell cycle; regulation of mRNA splicing, via spliceosome. Gene Ontology annotation, molecular function: RNA binding.
UCUUGAAUCCUUUGGGGACCCGGUCCUGGGAACCGGAUCCAAGCAGCACCGCGGUCGACUCGUGGAGUUGAUUGAUCGGCGCGCAGCGAUGGAUGUGGACGGAAUCUUCCGCUCGUUCGCCGCGCAGAAGAUGAAGGACAUUCGGGAAGAGAAGUCCCAAAGUUCUCAUUUGGCUGCUGAUGAAGGUGCGCAGGACGUUGCCGUGUCACGUGUGGACGACAACGCGGUUGCUCAGUGUUGCGUGAAUCGCCCGUCUCCGACGAAAGUGACAGGCGAGUUGAGCGGCAAAGAAGAAAGUGACAUGUUCCAGAGAGAAGGUGAUGGACAGCAGUUGUCAUCAGACAAUGAAGGCAACAAUACACCAAAAAAACAUAAAAAGAGCAAGUCCAAAAAGCACAAACAGAAACAUCGUCAUAAAAGUAAAAAAAAUAGAAAGAAGUCGAAUGGAAAGUCAUCCUCAGAGGAUGAAGAGAAAUUGGAUAAAAGGCGUAGUCAAUCUCGAUCGUCUUCCAAAAUAAGGUUGGGUGAAGAAGUUGCAUCUCAUGCGAAGGAGAGAGGGGUUCUGCCCAGCUUAUCAGUAGAUGAGCCCAUUGUGAUGGUAACAGAGGAGUCUAAAAUUAACAACAUUCCAUUGAAGAGUGUAACAAUAGUGAAUGAUAUUACAAAGGAAGAUUCGUCUAGUUCUGUUCAAAAUACUUAUGCAGAACCGGACCCUUCCACAAGCAAGGCUGAUAAUGAGUGCAGUAAAAUAGUAUCUCUGGAUGUUUUUUUGCAGUUACAAUCAGACACAGAACCUGACAAAUCACUGCAAAGCAGAAGCGUUUUUUCUCCGAUCAGUGUGAAGCAAGCACAGUCCUUUGAUAAGCAUGCCGAGUCAGCAUUAUUCGGUGCAGGUGCAACUCAGGAUAUCCUUGCAACAUUGCCAGAGGCAAAAAUAGCAAAAGACAGUGUUCAUUUAGAGAAAGGUCAUUCUGUUGAACAUUCCUCAAAUAGUAAAAGUGUGAUAUCUACAUCUUCAGAUGUCAAAACAAAAGAAGCAAUUGCUGAACAAACUAAAAUUGGGUUUCUUAAGACCGUUUUAACUGAUGAACUUGAAACGCCCAAAGUGAAGGAAGCAAUUGGCGCAAAGGAGAAGCUCUUAGGAUCUGACAUCUGUCCAGAACGUGAACGAAUUCCAAAUACAGACGUGACUGCUGAGACAAAUACGGAUGCUUCUGAACUUCAAGAAAACAAAACUGUUUCAGAAGAGCAAGUGAAAGAUGUACCUUCUACAUUGAAGAUGGAUGUGGAAAAAAAAACGGUCUCGUUCUCCUGAGCACCGAAAAAGUUCUCCACGGCAAGCUGAGAGAGAUGUAAGUUCAUCACCAAGCACGUCAAACCAAAAACAAAAAUCUUGCUCUCCCUCUCACAGUGACAGGAGAAGGACCCGUUCUCGUUCACGUAGCAAUAGGAAACUAUUACGUGAGGAGUGUGGGGUUAAAAGGAAACACCAUUCACGAGCAAACGAUGAGAGAGAGGCUUCUCCAAAUAGAAUGGAAGUAAAAAAAACAAGAAGCACUGUGUGUGUUUCAGGCAAAGAAGAAAGUGAUAUGUCUCAGAGAGAAGGUGAUGGACAGCAGUUGUCAUCAGACAAUGAAGGCAACAAUGAACCCAGAAAACAUAAA